Molecule: messenger RNA, 1378 nt
Organism: Drosophila novamexicana
Lineage: Eukaryota; Metazoa; Arthropoda; Insecta; Diptera; Drosophilidae
Product: mitochondrial glutamate carrier 1-like
Exons: 5
Coding region: 93-1022 (309 amino acids)
Biological process (GO): L-glutamate transmembrane transport; malate-aspartate shuttle; aspartate transmembrane transport
Molecular function (GO): L-glutamate transmembrane transporter activity; L-aspartate transmembrane transporter activity
Source: RefSeq, a predicted model, not a curated record
GACUACACUUUUCUGCUAUUUUUUUUAAUGUAUAAGGUGAUUUUUUUUUGUUAAUUUAGAAGUUAAAAAAAUUAUAAAUUUCUUGUGAUCUAAUGGCAACUGAAAAGAAGAAUAUGGGCUUUUCCGUCCUGCCCAGAAUCAUUAACGGCGGCAUUGCAGGCAUCAUUGGUGUGACAUGUGUCUUUCCGUUGGAUUUGGUGAAGACGCGACUGCAAAAUCAACAAAUCGGUCCCAAUGGUGAACGCAUGUACACUAGCAUGUUCGAUUGCUUCCGCAAGAUUUACGCGACGGAGGGUUACUUUGGCAUGUACCGCGGCUCAGCCGUAAACAUAUUAUUGAUCACCCCUGAGAAGGGAAUCAAACUGUCCGCUAACGAUUAUUUUCGUUAUCACCUGGCUACCCCGGAGGGAAAACUAACUCUGCUCAUGCAAUGUUUGGCCGGAGGCUUAGCUGGUGCAUUUCAAAUCAUUGUGACUACGCCCAUGGAGCUUUUAAAGAUUCAGUUGCAGGAUGCCGGUCGUGUGGGUGGGCAGGAUUUAAAAAAGGUGACUGCUUGGUCUAUUACCAAGCAGCUUGUGAAAGAUAAUGGCAUCUUCGGCUUAUACAAGGGCGUGCGGGCCACUGGCGCGCGAGACAUUACUUUCUCCGUCAUUUACUUUCCACUCUUUGCCUUUUUGAAUGACAGUGGACCCCGAAAACCAGGCACCUCUGGUGAAGCCGUCUUUUGGUGGUCCCUUAUCUCUGGGCUGCUAUCGGGCAUGACCGCUGCUUUCUCGGUCACACCCCUAGAUGUGAUAAAGACACGUUUGCAAGCCAUUAAAAAGGCGGACGGCGAGAAGGAAUUCGACGGCAUUUUCGACUGUAUCAACAAAACAUUGAAGUACGAAGGACCUAAGGCAUUCUUCAAGGGCGGGCUGUGUCGAAUGAUCGUAAUUGCUCCACUUUUUGGAAUAGCUCAGAUGGUCUACUUUAUGGGUAUAGGCGAGCGUAUUCUGGGCAUUGAACAAAAGAAGUCUGUCUGAGAAAUGCAUGUCAUUCAUCUCUUAUUUCAAUGCAAUGCAAAUUUUUGGUGGUUAGUAAGUUAGAAGGUGAAUGUUUUGGUAAUAGCAGGGUUUCAUCCUUGUAAUAUUUUAGCCUUAAUGAGUUAUGUAUACAAAUUCAGCUCUGACGCUGAAUAAAAGAGAUUAUCCUAAUUACUCAAUAUUAUUCACGUUUAAAUACCAGCCCCUUAUUCGAAAUAUAAGAUUUAAUAUACUGCUGCGUGGGGUCAAAAUGAAAAGGAGCACAUCAUGAAGUUGAUAAGUAAAUUUAAAUGAUGUAUCCCAAAACUGGAUAUUUAUAUAUCAGCCCGCGUCUCUUAUCACAAUAAAUUCAAAAC